AUGGCGGCUCCGAUAACAAAGCUUCAGGAGGUGAAGCUCCCCAGUGGGCCAUCCCCUAUCACGCCCGAACAACAAUACUGGAAAGGCUUCAGAUCAUCACAAAAUGUUCCCUCUCAAUCGCCAGUAACGCAUAUCUCUUUCCCACCCCCACCGAGCAAUCCUUUACUUCCUUCGAACAAUGACUAUUUCGCGGUCACUACCGGCACUCGAGUGCAGGUAUUCUCCAUUCGCACGCGAAAACUGGUCAAGACCUUCACUCGGUUUUCAGAUAUAGCACACAGUGGAGAGAUUCGACGAGAUGGCCGGGUUAUGGUAGCUGGCGAUGAGACUGGCAAGAUCCAGGUGUUUGAUGUGAAUUCAAGGGCGAUUUUGAAGACCUGGGAGGAACACAAGCAGCCAGUAUGGACGACCAAGUUCUCGCCAACUGAGUUGACAACACUCAUGAGCGCCAGUGACGAUCGCACUGUUCGAUUAUGGGAUUUACCAAGCCAACAGAGCACGACAACUUUUAUCGGACACUCAGAUUAUGUCCGGAGUGGGAGCUUCAUGCCAGGGACUAUGUCGAAUAUGAUUGUUACGGGGAGUUACGACGAGACGGUCCGACUCUGGGAUCCCAGGAUACCGACCAGAGCUGCAAUGAUCUUCAAACAUGCUGCGCCGAUUGAGGCAGUCCUACCAAUGCCAUCUGGAACAACAGUAUUAGCUUCUGCCGACAACCAGAUUUCGGUCCUCGAUUUGGUAGCUGGAAAACCUCUACAAUUGCUCAAAAACCACCAAAAAACAGUCACUUCAUUGUGCCUGGCAUCAAAUGGAACCAGGCUUGUUAGUGGAGGUCUGGAUGGCCACGUCAAGAUGUUCGAGGUUACAGGCUGGAAUGUUGUUGCCGGUUCCAAGUAUCCCGCUCCCAUUCUAUCUGUCAAUGUUAUAAGCGCAGGAGCCAACCGCGAGGACAAACAUUUGGUUGUGGGUAUGCAGUCUGGUGUUUUGUCAAUUAAGACGCGAUUGUCGGGUCAGCAGAAGGUCAAAGAGCGGGAAAGGGCGAAGGAAAUGCAAGCCCUCUUAGAAGGAACACUAGAGGAAUAUGACAAGAAGAACAAAAAGAAGCGAACAAGGGGAGUUGAGAAAAGGCUCAGGGGUAUGGACUUCAUGGGCGAAGGCGCCGACGUCAUAAUCGAGGGCAACAAACGUGGGAGGGGGAAGCCGGAAGCUAUCUGGGAGAAUGAUCUUCGCAAAGGGAGAUAUUCACAAGCAUUGGACAAGGUGCUUUCUCGAGGACUUUCAUCAGUUACGGUCCUCACCCUGCUCACAGCGUUGCGACAUAGGAGUGCUAUGAGAGCAGCGUUGCAAGGGCGUGAUGAAGCUACCGUUCAGCCAAUUUUCAGAUGGGUCAUCAAGCAUAUCACAGAUCCUCGGUACGUCAGCAUAUGUGUUGAUGCUGCAUUACUACUCUUGGACAUCUACUCUGAACAUCUUGGCGGAUCUUCUGAACUAGUGCAGAUGACCAGGUUGUUGCAUCGCCGAGUGCGAAAGGAGGUUGAGAGGUCACAGCAAGCAAUCCAGACGAGUGGCAUGUUAGAAAUGUUGAUGGUAGGAAUGCCGUGA
Amorphotheca resinae ATCC 22711 is the source of this 1602-nucleotide messenger RNA. RefSeq lists its product as hypothetical. The transcript has a single exon. Gene Ontology annotation, cellular component: nucleolus. The coding region runs from base 1 to 1602 and encodes 533 amino acids. NCBI's taxonomy places the organism in Eukaryota, Fungi, Ascomycota, Leotiomycetes, Helotiales, Amorphothecaceae. Gene Ontology annotation, biological process: rRNA processing; positive regulation of transcription by RNA polymerase I. The record is from RefSeq and is a predicted model, not a curated record. Gene Ontology annotation, molecular function: protein binding.